This is a messenger RNA of Sardina pilchardus (European sardine), 2163 nucleotides long. Its product is annotated as GTPase IMAP family member 8-like. Lineage: Eukaryota; Metazoa; Chordata; Actinopteri; Clupeiformes; Clupeidae. Gene Ontology annotation, molecular function: GTP binding. Bases 1 to 2163 code for a protein of 720 amino acids. The record is from RefSeq and is a predicted model, not a curated record. The transcript has 7 exons.
AUGGCAACUCCUGAAUGCAAGGCCCAUCUGGGGUAUAACGCCCAGAGUCUCUCAGAGUUGAAGAUUGUGCUUCUGGGAUACAGAGCUGCUGGGAAGAGUUCAUCUGGAAACACCAUCCUGGGAAGACAGAAGUUUGAUGCUGUAGGGAGAAGAGCUCAGUGUGUGAAGAGACAAGGAGACGUAGGAGGGAGGCAGGUCACUGUGGUGGAGGCUCCAGGAUGGUUAAGGGAUGCUCAGUUGAAGGACACUCCUGAACUGACUAAAGAGGAGAUUGAGCUCAGUGUGUCUCUGUGUCCUCCUGGACCCCACGCUCUACUGCUGGUCAUACGUGUGGAGACUUCAUUCUUAGAGACAGAAAGACGGUCAGUUGAGGAACACCUGGAACUUCUCAGUGAGAGUGUGUGGAGUCACACUAUAGUGCUGUUCACCUUUGGAGAUUGGCUGGGAGACACAUCCAUUGAGCAGCACAUUGAGAGGGAAGGAGAUGGUCUGCAGUGGCUGGUAGAGAAAUGUGGGAACAGGUAUCAUGUCCUCAACAACCACAAGAGAUAUGAUCACAUGCAGAUCACACAGCUGAUGGAGAAGAUAGAAGAGAUGGUGGCAGGAAACAGUGAAACUCACCACCUGUCUGUUAUGAGGAUUGUGUUGCUGGGAUACAGAGCUGCUGGGAAGAGUUCUUCUGGAAACACCAUCCUGGGCAGACCGAAGUUUGAUGCUGUAAAGACAACAGCUCAGUGUGUGAAGAGACAGAGGGAAGUAGGAGGAAGGCAGGUCACUGUGGUGGAGGCUCCAGGAUGGUUAAGGGAUGCUCAGUUAAAGGACACUCCUGAACUAACUAAGAAGCAGAUUGAGCUCAGUGUGUCUCUGUGUCCCCCUGGACCCCACGCUCUACUGUUGGUCAUACGCGUGGAGACUUCAUUCUCAGAGACUGAAAGACAGUCAGUUGAGGAACACCUGGAACUUCUCAGUGAGAGUGUGUGGAGUCACACUAUAGUGCUGUUCACCUUUGGAGACUGGCUGGGAGAUACACCCAUUGAGCAGCACAUUGAGAGGGAAGGUGAGAGUCUGCAGUGGUUGAUAGAGAAAUGUGGGAACAGAUACCAUGUCCUCAACAACCAGAAGAGAUAUGAUCACAUGCAGAUCACACAGCUGAUGGAGAAGAUAGAAGAGAUGGUGGCAGGAAACAGUAAAUCCCACCACCUGUCAAAACUGAGGAUUGUGUUUCUGGGAUACAAAAUAUCUGGGAAGAGUUCAUCAAUGAACAGCAUCCUGGGCAGAGAAGAGUUUGAUACAGAGAGACCAGCUCAGUGUGUGAAGAGACAGGGAGACGUAGGAGGGAGGCAGGUCACUGUGGUGGAGGCUCCAGGAUGGUUAAGGGAUGCUCAGUUGAAGGACACUCCUGAACUGACUAAAGAGCAAAUUAAGCUCAGUGUGUCUCUGUGUCCUCCUGGACCCCACGCUCUACUGCUGGCCAUACCUGUGGACACUUCACUCUCAGAGACAGGAAGAAAAUCAGUUCAGGAACACUUGGAGCUUCUCAGUGGGAGAGUGUGGAGUCACACUAUAGUGCUGUUCACCUGUGGAGACUGGCUGGGCGAAACACCCAUUGAGCAGCACAUUGAGAGUGAAGGAGAGAGUCUGCAGUGGCUGGUAGAGAAAUGUGGGAACAGAUAUCAUGUCCUCAACAACCAGAACAGAGAUGACCACAUGCAGGUUACACAGCUGAUGGAGAAGAUAGAAGAGAUGGUGACAGGAAACAGUGGACAGCAUUAUGAGAUUGCACUUCUGGAUGCAGAUCUCAAGCUGGGCCAGAGGAACUACAAGCAUGUCCUCCUGUUAAAAAAGCCAGAGGCUUUCAUUUUACGCUACCAAGAACUGUCCGUCAGGAAGACUCAAUCCUCAGCAUGGCCUUCAUCUCCAUCCCACCUAGACUCUUCUAGUUUGCCUCCAAGAAUGCAGAGGUCAGAUCACAAAACUGACGUGCAUCAUGACUCGUUGCCAGAGUAUCUUGCAGACACUAUUCAAAUCGUGCUCUCGCGAGAACUCUGGAUUUCCAGCGCAUCAAGCUUUGGCUCUGAGUUCACUCUGACCUUCAGUGGGGUCCAGGCUGAGGAUGCUGGACGUUACUACGGCGGGUGGAGGCUCCGUCUGGAUCAGCAGUAG